Messenger RNA from Malassezia sympodialis ATCC 42132, 1461 nucleotides. NCBI's taxonomy places the organism in Eukaryota, Fungi, Basidiomycota, Malasseziomycetes, Malasseziales, Malasseziaceae. The record is from the annotation of a RefSeq genome assembly.
AUGACGCCAGCCGAAAUCGAAGCCCAAGACAAGGCGGCUGAGGCCGAGGCGGCCAUCGAGCCCGGGUAUCUCGUGGAGUUCCAGCCUGGUGACCCAGAGAAUCCGCGAAACUGGUCGUUUACGAAGAAGUGGUGUUGGACGAUUUUUCUGUGUUUCGUGGUCGCAGUGGGCUCUUCAAUGCCUACCGCCGCCUUAGUUCAGACGGGCAAGCAGCUACAUGUCAGCCAAGAGGCCGUCCACUUGUCUAUUUCCCUGUUCGUUGCCGGUUUCGGUUUUGGUCCCGUGUUUUUUGCCCCCCUAAGCGAGAUGUUUGGUCGGAAGCCUGUGUACAUCGUUUCUGGAUUUUUGUACUUUAUAUUUACAUUACCUUGCGCCGUGACAGACAACCUUGCAACCCUCUUGGCCGCGCGUAUGAUUUCGGGACUGGCGGCGAGUGUGCCCAUGACAAACGUAGGCGGUUCCAUCAGUGAUAUGUGGGUUGUCGAACAAAAGGGCAACCCAAUGAACAUCUUUUCGUCGGUCCUUUUCUUGGGUCCUGCAGUCGGUCCUAUCGUGGGUGGUGCCAUCUCGUCAGGCACAAAUGACGAGGAAGGUUGGCACUACAUCUACUGGACCCUGUUUGCGUUCAUCGGCCUGACCUGGAUUGGAUCGCUCUUCCAACCGGAAACGCUAGGGUCGGCCAUCCUCAAGAAGCGUGCGCGCAAAUUGCGCAAGGAAACCAAUGACGAACGAUACUCAACCUUGGCAGAGAAAGAGAAGAUGGGUCUCAAGGCGAUGGUCGUGGUCCUGCUGCUUCGUCCGGUGGUGAUGUUGUUGGUCGAGCCCAUCUUGCUCUUCUUCUCGCUCUACUUGACACUUGUGUACAUGCUGCUCUACCUCCUCUUCUUUGCAUACCCUAUUAUUUUCGCGGAGGGACAUGGUAUGAAUGAUCUACAGACCGGUUUGAUGUUCAUCCCCCUUAUUGUGGGUAUCCUUAUCGCCGUCCUGUUUACCAUGUUUGUCUUGGAGCCGCAUGUGAAGAAAAACGUAGCCCGUCGCGGUACGCCACAAACGCCCGAAGACCGACUCAUCAUUAUGUUUAUUGGAUCAGCCAUGUUCCCCAUCUCGCUCUUUAUUCUCGCGUGGACGUCCAUGCCGAGUGUGCACUGGCAGGGCGCUCUGAUUUCAGGUCUUGGUACGGGUCUGAGUUUCGUGAUGAUUUACAAUGCCGCUAAUACAUAUCUUGUGGACUGUUACCCCAAGACUGCGGCGUCUGCGCUAGCAUCAAAGACGCUUAUUCGUUCACUGGGCGGCGCUGCGGUGCCUUUGUUUGUCAACCAAAUGUUCCAUGCUAUGCAUAAUCAAUGGGCCCUUACACUGUUGGCUCUCGUUGCAACAAUCAUGGUGCCUAUUCCCUUCUUCUUCUACCGAUUCGGUCCCAAGUAUCGUGCGAAGUCCAAAUAUGCAUCAGGCGACGAUUAA